CAAACUCUUUCUCCUCCUCCUCCUCCGAUCCCAAUCCCAAUCCCACCUCUCUCGAUCUUCUCCUCACAAACCCUAAUUAACUUAAGUCUCUUCCGGCAGCUCAUCUAUCUCUCAGGAUAAAGCUUCAGUGGUUUGAGAUAAUUUGGUUAGUUUUGCUAUGGCUCUCCAGGCUUCAAAUCAUCCCUCGGGAACUUCCCGUCCAGGUACAAGUGAUGCUUUGUUUAAGGAGCUAUGGCAUGCUUGUGCCGGCCCCCUUGUCACCCUGCCACGUGAAGGGGAGCGAGUUUACUACUUUCCACAGGGACACAUGGAACAGCUGGAGGCGUCAAUGCAUCAGAUUUCAGAGCAGCAAAUGCCAUCAUUCAAUCUGCCAUCCAAAAUUUUAUGUAAAGUUGUUAAUGUUCAGCUUCGGGCUGAACCCGACACCGAUGAAGUUUAUGCGCAAGUUACUCUGCUACCAGAAACUGAUCAAAGCGAGGUAACAAGCCCAGAUCCUCCUCUCCCAGAAACUCCACACUGUACAGUCCAUUCAUUUUGCAAGACACUUACUGCUUCUGACACAAGCACACAUGGAGGAUUCUCUGUCCUUCGGAGGCAUGCUGAUGAUUGUCUGCCACCACUGGAUAUGUCUCAGCAGCCUCCAUGGCAAGAACUAGUUGCAACUGAUCUGCAUGGAAAUGAAUGGCAUUUUCGGCAUAUCUUUCGAGGGCAACCUAGGCGCCACUUACUCACAACUGGGUGGAGUGUUUUUGUUAGUUCCAAAAAAUUAGUGGCUGGUGAUGCGUUUAUAUUCUUAAGAGGUGAGACUGGGGAGCUGCGUGUUGGUGUCAGGAGACUCAUGAGACAACCAAGCAAUAUGCCAUCUUCUGUUAUUUCUAGCCACAGUAUGCAUCUUGGGGUCCUAGCUACGGCAUCUCAUGCCAUUGCAACUGGGACACUUUUUUCGGUCUUCUACAAACCAAGAACAAGUCAAUCUGAGUUCCUUGUAAGUGUCAACAAGUACCUUGAAGCUCGCAGUCACAAACUCUCUGUCGGAAUGAGGUUUAAAAUGAGAUUUGAGGGCGAAGAAGUUCCUGAAAGAAGGUUCAGCGGCACGAUUGUUGGUGUUGGGGAUAAUACAUCACCUGGAUGGUCAAAUUCUGAGUGGCGAUCACUAAAGGUCCAAUGGGAUGAACCCUCAUCUAUACCGCGGCCAGAUAGAGUCUCACCUUGGGAAUUGGAGCCACUGGUAGCGACUACUCCACUAAACUUGCAACCUGCAUUGAGAAACAAGCGGGCACGAGCUCCCGUCUUACCUUCUUCAACCCCAGAUCUUUCUUCACUGGGUGAGUGGAAAUCCCAAGCAGAAUCUCCUUCGGCUUUCUCAUAUAAUGACCCACAGCGUGGUCGAGACCUCUAUCCGUCACCCAAGUAUAGUUCUGCUUCAAAAGCUAAUUCUCUUUGUUUUACGGGCAAUAAUUCUCUAGCUGCUGUUUCUGGGAAUCCAAUGCUUUGGUCCAAUCGAGUUGAAGCUGUAACGGAGUCUUCUUCGCCUGUUAUGAAAGAUUCAGUGGAAAGGAGACAAAGCACUGGAAAUGGCUAUAGGCUCUUUGGAAUUCAGUUGCUUGAGAACUCUAAUAUAGAAGAGACUUCACCCAUGGUAGUGUCUGGAAAGCUGGGGGAUGUUCAACAAAUUUCUUCAUUUGAUGCUGAAUCUGACCAACACUCAGAACCAUCAAAUGUCAACCGAUCUGAUCUUCCUUCAGGAAGUUGUGAUGCUGAGAAAUCUUCCCUCAGAUCACCUCAGGAAUCGCAAAGCAGGCAAAUUCGGAGUUGCACAAAGGUUCAUAUGCAAGGGAUUGCAGUAGGAAGAGCUGUAGAUUUAACACGUUUUGAGGGAUAUGAGGACCUGCUUAAGAAACUGGAAGAGAUGUUUGAUAUUGGAGGUGAGCUGAGUGGAUCUACCAAGAAAUGGCAAGUUGUCUACACUGAUGAUGAGGAUGACAUGAUGAUGGUUGGGGAUGACCCAUGGCAUGAGUUCUGCAGCAUGGUAAGGAAGAUUUUCAUCUAUACAGCGGAGGAAGUGAAGAGGUUGUCACCUAAGAUAAAACUUCCAGUAGGUGGAGAGGCUAAACAAGGCAAGCCAGAUUCUGAAGCAGCUAUUAACACGGAAGACGGGUCAUCUAUCGUGGGGCCGACAUAUUGAUAUCCCAGCACAAAUCUAGCUAUAUGAAGAGCAUGGAAAGAAAAAAUUACCGGAAGAAAUUGAAAGUUCGAAACAUGAUUACCUGAGAAUGUCUGCUAGGAUGAUGAUAUGUAUGGAUGGACAAAGUAGCCAUGCCGGAAUAACUGGUACAGUUAUCCAACAUGUUGAAAUGGAGGGAGUGCAACAUGGAGUCGCUGCUUGCGACAGCUUACGGUUGUUUUGUUUGUGAAAUAGUCUAGUUUAGUGUAUCCAGGAGGAUCUCAUGGUGGUUGCAUGAAUGGGCACCUGAAGCUACCAAAGUUUUUCCUGCUGUAUGAAAAUGAGGGGUAUAUGCUCUUCAUCCUUUGCUGUUGUAUUUUUGUUUGUUAUCAAAGACAUGUUGUAUCGAGCUUUUGUACAUAAAUAUAUAGCCUCUU
Molecule: messenger RNA, 2601 nt
Organism: Fragaria vesca subsp. vesca
Lineage: Eukaryota; Viridiplantae; Streptophyta; Magnoliopsida; Rosales; Rosaceae
Product: auxin response factor 1-like
Exons: 15
Coding region: 158-2185 (675 amino acids)
Biological process (GO): response to hormone; regulation of DNA-templated transcription
Cellular component (GO): nucleus
Molecular function (GO): protein binding; DNA binding
Source: RefSeq, a predicted model, not a curated record